AUGGUGGUGAUUACACAAAGUACAUUUCAGCCUAAGAUGCCUGAAACUAGAAGAGUUGAAGCUGACCUCCAAAAGGAAAAUGUAGUUAACAUUCCAGACGUUGAUGAAACAAUAGAUGAUCGGCCCAUUCCAGACAUUAGUGAUCAAUCAGAAACAAAUUAUUAUGAAGGGUUUCUUGAUCUAGGAUUCAUGCCACCAGUUGUUGUUCUUAUUGUGUCUUUGAAUGUCAUCUACCCUGAUUCAUACUUUCAGGGGAGAUUCCUUAAGGAACUAAUAGUGAUAUUGAUGUUGAUCAUCUUAAUCCCCAAGGGGAGCUCAAUCUUUGAAAAAGGAAGGCUUCCUCCUCAAAGGGAGUCCAUGAUGCUAAAGCUAGAAGUUCUACUACUAACGAUCCUUCAACACCUCCUCCUUCCAUUAAAAGAAAUCUCAUUUUUUUAUCUGAAUUAA
Messenger RNA from Lactuca saligna, 447 nucleotides. The record is from the annotation of a GenBank genome assembly. NCBI's taxonomy places the organism in Eukaryota, Viridiplantae, Streptophyta, Magnoliopsida, Asterales, Asteraceae.